UGAUUCUGGAUGGGUUAAGUGCCGUAAAUCAAGUCCAUUACCUAGCAAGCCUCGUUCAUACUAAACGGAAAGAUUCAACUACCUGCAUUUAGACCGAGUGCGUUAAGCUGAUUAUUUGAUUAUCAAUACUAUACUAUUACAUCAUAUACACAAGAGAAAGCAAAUAUGGCCAGUCCUGUAAGUUUUAGUCGCGACGGGAUUGUAAGGAGAGGAUUUGGAGAUUUGGCUAACUAUGUCUGCCAUUUAUUAGCCCAUUUCAUACACAAGAUUGAGACAAAUCGCAAAUGAUGUGAGUCUUGUUAGAUAACUACCAACAUGGAUUUUGUCGGUGAAGUUUUUGGAUGGAUGGAUGGAUGGACGGAGUACUGAGAAUCAAAUGAUAGGCGUGUCAGAAUGCACUUGGAAGUGCAGAGUUCUACGAACAUAACAAGACGGAAUCUUGGAAUACUACAAUCAUUGUACGUUUUCCACCUUCGCUUUACUAAAGAACCAAUCCGCGAAAAGAAAACCACUAACCACUUCUCACCCGCCAGAAUUCAAUUCUCAAAUCCCUAAUCUCCGAAUCGACACCCUCAACUGGCGGUUCCCCCUCUUUCAAAUACGCAGUCAACAGCACCAUCAUCCAACAUCUCGUUCCUACCUCCUCACUCAAUAAAUCUAAAGCUUCGCCCCCAAUUACCACAGAAGAAACAACAGAUGAUGCGAAAAUAACAACUAGUGAUGCGAAAGGAGAAGCGAAGAGUACAGAUGGUAAACCCCAUGUUGGAAGGAGGGGAAUGCAUAGUGCGACGGGAGCUUAUUGGAAUGAGAAGACGGAUGGGAUGUGGAGUUUUAAGUAUGAGGGUGGUGAGGGGAAGGGUUUGGAUGUGGUUAUUAGUGUUAUUUGGAUUUCGUUGUAGAGUUGGGGUUUGAUGCUUGUGAUGGGUUUGGGGAUUAGAGAUGGAUUUGGGGAGGAUUCUAGGGGACGAUAUAAUGGUAAGGUCAAUAUAUCGAAGCGGAUGAUAGAGGGAUGAUUACAGAUUUUGUGUGGGGAGAAAUGGAAAUACAUCGAGGGCUUGCGGUAUGGGGUACAUGAUUUGCACUCUUUGCGCUUGCUUUCAAUCGCAAUCGCAUGAUGGGAUCGGAUGAACUGUCGAUUGAAGAAAAUACUGGCAGCAAGAAGGUUUAAUGAUAAAUAUUUGAUGAUGAUUUUUUUGGGC
Molecule: messenger RNA, 1199 nt
Organism: Sclerotinia trifoliorum
Lineage: Eukaryota; Fungi; Ascomycota; Leotiomycetes; Helotiales; Sclerotiniaceae
Source: the annotation of a GenBank genome assembly